ACAUAGAGCAACUCCUACUGGCUUAAGACAGGUUGAGAACGUUAAUAUUCACCACGGUACUGAUUUGCCUGAGUUAUAUUUUCCAAUCAUCCCAGUAACGCUUCGUCAUAAUAAUAGGGAGGUCGACACAUUCGCGUUCAUGGAUACGGGUUCAUCUGCGAGUUUAAUACAUCGAGAGCUCAAAGAAGAGUUGCAGGUAAAUGGAUCUCCACGACCAUUUUCGCUAGCUUGGACUAACGGAUCAAUACAAGAUGAGCCGGAAAGUCAAACCAUCUCGAUCUCGGUUAAGGAUCAGGAUGGGAGAUUUAUAAGCCUUGAUGGAUUAAGGACAGUAGAAUCUAUGGUGCUGCCAAAACAAACAGUUAACGGAAUGGAACUUAGAAGAAAAUAUCGCCAUUUGAGAGGCAUCGAUUUACAAAGCUAUCGUGAUGGAGCUCCGAAGCUAAUUAUCGGAUUACCACAUGCGCAUCUAAUAUGCGCAUUGCAAACCAGAACUGGGCAAGCAGGCGGACCGAUAGCAAUUCAAACCCACUUGGGAUGGGUAUUGUUAGGAACAAAUUAUCUUAAUAGCAAGCAACCAAAACUCUUUUCUCUAAUCGAAGCAAAAAAUGCUAACAAGGAUAUAGCGAGCACGAUGAGAAAUCACGUCCCAAAGGAAGAUUUCGGUGUUAAAUUGAAUUAUAAGAUACCGCAGCCCAAGGACGAAAAGAGGGUGGAAAUAGAAAAAACUAUAAGGAAAACAGAAACUGUUCACGAGAUAGGGAAAACGGAAGUCGUCAGUAUACCAGAAGAAUGUGGUCAGUCUUUGAGGCGACUACAAAGCCUGGAAAGAAAAUUGACACGAGAUGGAACGUCAGAAAAAUUACACCGUAAGGAAACAGACGCAUACGGCAAAAAAGAUUGCGCGCGUGAAAACGAUCGAAGUGAGACAAUAAGAGAUAAGUUUAGUCCCAAGGCUAAUUAUGUACCAAACUUUGCUAUAGUAAAGUACAACAAACCUAUACGUAAACCAAGACUGGUCUUUGACACAGGUACAAGAAGUAAACAGCGUUCUCUCGCUAUUUAAUGAAACCUAUAUGCAAUUCAUGAUAAAUAAUAUGUCCUGCGGACCACGAAAACGAUGAGCCUCUCACACCAAACCAUUUCUAAUAGACUGUUCUGGAGAAGCAGAACCAAUUCAUUGUGAGAUUUCGGAAGCUGAAGCUUUAAAGACACAUUGGAAGAAAGCCCAAUGGGUUGCACAAAAAUACUGGUCUAGGUGGAUAAAAGAAUUUCUACCUCGAUUGGUAACGCGAGAGAAAUGGUUAAAACCAGUGAAAGAAUUGCGCAUAGGCGACAUAGUAGCAUUUCCAGAUGAGCAGACUCGCGGAAGGUGGCGUAAGGGGAUAAUUACGCAAGUGCAAGAAGGAAAGGAUAAACAGGUUCGAUCCGUAACGAUAAGAGUAGGAAGUUUAUUUAUUAGAAGACCAGCGGUAAAGGUCGCACGGUUGGAGGUUCGCGCCGAAGAAGAAAUAGGUAGGACAUAAUUCCGUCAGCUUAUUAUUGUUUGUAACACCUCUACGAGGAAUUACGGGGGAGAGGAUGUCGCUGACGGAAAUUAUGUCCUUUUUAGGAACCGCUGUCCGCGCUCAAAAAAGGUCCCUAGCUUAGGAGAAUAGUAGCAGGAGAGCGGACUUAGCCGCUCUCAACGUAAAGAUAAGCUAGGAGACUAAG
Messenger RNA from Anopheles funestus (African malaria mosquito), 1713 nucleotides. RefSeq lists its product as uncharacterized. Lineage: Eukaryota; Metazoa; Arthropoda; Insecta; Diptera; Culicidae. The transcript is spliced from 2 exons. The record is from RefSeq and is a predicted model, not a curated record. Bases 140 to 1066 code for a protein of 308 amino acids.